AUGUCUUUUUCCGAUCACAUCGUGUCACGUUCUCUUCCAAUAUGGCUUUUUAUUUUCCUCAUAUUCUUAGUAUUACUAGGAAAAUCUCAAAAGGAAGUUUUGAAAGUUAAAGUUGGAGUCGUUCUUGACACAAAUUCGACAUUAGCUGAUUUGAGCUUGCGGGCUAUCAACAUGUCCCUGUCAGAAUUAUAUAACACUCAUAAUGGCUUCAAGACAAGGAUUGUCCUCAACAUCCGAAACUCCAAAGGAACCGUUGUUGGUGCUGCAGCUUCAGCUUUAUACUUGAUAAAUAAGAGGAAAGUGGUGGCCAUUAUUGGACCAGGGACUUCAAUGCAAGCUCCAUUUUUAAUCAACCUCGGAAACCAAUCUCAAGUUCCAAUCGUUACAUUCUCCGCAACAAGUCCGCUUCUUGAUUCCCUCCGAAGUCCAUAUUUCAUCAGGGCCACACAUGACGAUUCAGCUCAAGUUCACGCCAUUAGCGCCAUCAUAGAAUCAUUUAGAUGGAGAGAAGUUGUGCCUAUUUAUGUAGACAAUGAGUUUGGAGAAGGCAUUCUUCCUUACCUUGUCGAUGCUUUUCAAGAGAUUAACGUUCGUAUCCGAUACCGAAGCGCUAUAUCAAUACAUUCCACCGAUGAUCAAAUCAAGAAAGAGCUUUACAGACUAAUGACCAUGCCCACUAGGGUUUUUAUCCUGCACAUGUUGCCUGAUCCCGGGUCUAGACUUUUUAAAAUAGCGCGGGAAAUUGGUAUGAUGAAUAAGGGUUAUGCAUGGAUUGUUACAAAUGGUAUAAUUGAUCUCAUGAGUUUAAGGGGAGGACCAAGCUUGGAGGAUAUGCAUGGUGUCUUGGGUGUCAAGACAUAUUUUCCUAGAUCAAAAGAGCUAGCUUAUCUUGAAGCUCGUUGGAGAAAAAGAUUUGGAGGAGAAGAGCUAACCCAUUUUGGAUAUUGGGCUUAUGAUGCUGCCACAGCACUUGCGAUGUCGGUUGAGCAAAUAAGUAACGAAAACAUGAGUUUCAAUACGACCAAAAACAUUUCGAGAGGUGAUAAUGGGACUGAUCUUGAUGAUCUGGACGUAGCUCUGUCUGGUCCUAAGCUACUUCAGGCGUUAUCAACGGUCACUUUCAAAGGCGUUGCCGGGAGAUUUCUGCUAGAAAACAGGAAGCUAGAGCCAACGACGUUCAAGAUAAUCAACAUAGAGGAAAGUGGGGAACGAGCAGUUGGAUUCUGGAAGUCAAAAGUUGGACUAGUGAAGAGAUUAGGAGUGGAUCAAAUAGGCACUAACAUCUCACACAGCUCGCGUGGACUUCGAACGAUAAUAUGGCCUGGGGAUACUACUCUUGUGCCUAAAGGUUGGGAGAUUCCAAUAAAUGGAAAGAAGCUGCGGAUAGCAGUUCCAAAAAAGGAUGGUUUCAACAAUUUUUUGAAGGUAACAAAGGAUGCAAACACUAAUGCUCUAACCAUUACCGGGUUUUGCAUAGAUGUUUUUGACGCGGUAAUGAGACAACUGCCAUAUGCUGUCCCUUACGAGUACGUCCCCUUUGAAACUCCGGAUGGAAAAGGAGAUGGAAAUUACAACAACAUGGUUUAUAAAGUGUUUCUUGGGGAGUUUGAUGGAGCUGUGGGAGAUACCACAAUCUUGGCUAAUCGGUCUAACUAUGUUGAUUUCGCAUUGCCAUACUCAGAAACGGGUGUUGUAUUUGUAGUUCCUGUCAAGGAUGAGAGAGAGAAAGGAGAAUGGGUCUUCUUAAAGCCUUUAACAAAGCAGCUCUGGUGUAUGAUUGCUGCUGCGUUUAUCUACAUUGGACUCGUGGUUUGGAUUUUUGAGUACAUAGCAGAUCCAACUUUCAGGACACAGAGGUUCACUGAAAAAAUAUCUAAUGUGUUCUACUUCUCAUUUUCAACCCUAUUUUUCGCACACAGGAAGCCAUCAACGAGCAUUUACACAAGGGGUCUUGUUGUGAUUUGGUGUUUUGUGGUGCUAAUAUUGACUCAGAGCUACACAGCUACACUCACAUCGAUGCUCACGGUUCAAGAGCUUCGACCAACCGUGAGACACAUGGAUGAUCUAAAAAAAAGCGGAGUGAAUAUCGGAUAUCAAAAGGGUUCGUUUACAUUGGAAAAGCUAAAACAAGAAGGCUUCAAAGAAUCUAAGUUCAAAAUUUACAAUUCUCCUGAAGAAAUGCGUGAACUGUUUCUUAAAACGAGCAGCAACGGUGGUAUUGAUGCUGCGUUCGAUGAAGUCCCUUACGUAAAACUUUUCAUGGCAAAAUAUUGCCAAAAGUAUACCAUUAUCGAGCCUACUUAUAAGGCAGAUGGCUUUGGCUUUGUAAGUAUUCCGUUGGGAUCUCCGUUGGUACCAGAUAUUUCAAGAGAAAUCUUGAACUUAACAGAGGGAGAGACCAUGAGAGCUAUUGAGAACAAGUGGUUCGUUGAAGAAAAAAAUUGUCCGGACCGGAACACAACUGAUGAUACUCCAAUCCAGCUUGACCACCACAGCUUUCAAGCUCUAUUUAUGAUCGUCUUUGCUAGUUCUCUGCUUCUACUCUUUAUCAUGCUGUCUUGUAGAAGAUACCAAGAGGGACGAGGAAACAUGAACGGAGAUCCACCCAAUCCGCCAGGCGAUGGGCCUGAUGACCAUCUGCUUCUAUUCUUGCUCAUAUUGGCUUCUAGAAGAUACCAACAGAGACGAGGCAACAUAAUCGGAGCUCAAUCCAAUCCUCCAGGCGAUGGGCCUGACGGCCAAGACAAUGCACGAGCUAAUCAAAACCGUGAAGUAAAUGAAGGUGGAGCUGCUGAACCAGCUGAUAAUGAGCAUCGUAUUGUGGAAGUUCGUGAAGGAGUUAAUAUUGGAGAUGGAGAUGGAGAUGGAGAUCAUGAAUCACAUCGUAUUGGGAAAGUCAAUGUGCAAUUACAAAGGCAACAGUCACAAGUUCGCCGUCGCUGCAACAAACUCUUCUCUGAGAAAAAUAUGCCCUUAGGAAUGGCUGCUUCGCCUUAGAGGAUCCAUUUGGCAUAGAGUUCAAAGCGGUCUUCAAUCAAGGUUACGGUUUGACUUCAGUUUGA
Messenger RNA from Raphanus sativus (radish), 3062 nucleotides. RefSeq names its product glutamate receptor 2.5-like. Gene Ontology annotation, cellular component: plasma membrane. Lineage: Eukaryota; Viridiplantae; Streptophyta; Magnoliopsida; Brassicales; Brassicaceae. The record is from RefSeq and is a predicted model, not a curated record. Bases 1 to 2997 code for a protein of 998 amino acids. The transcript has 5 exons. Gene Ontology annotation, molecular function: glutamate-gated receptor activity.